Molecule: messenger RNA, 1817 nt
Organism: Blastomyces dermatitidis ER-3
Lineage: Eukaryota; Fungi; Ascomycota; Eurotiomycetes; Onygenales; Ajellomycetaceae
Product: phosphotransferase enzyme family protein, variant
Exons: 2
Coding region: 840-1490 (216 amino acids)
Source: RefSeq, a predicted model, not a curated record
CGUAGUUCCACCUCAGCUCCAUCACGGUGUGGGUCGUAAAUCGUAGACCCUGUUCAAGGGCAGAGUGAGUCGUGGCCGCAGAGUGGUCAGUCCGCUGUUUCAACCUUGUCCAGCGCAUGGCCUGCAGAUCAUCACCCAAUAAUAAUCCUUCUCAACCUGCUUGUCUCGCCUCACACUAAAGUCAGGAGCAUAUACAGGGGUGAAGCGAGAAAAAAGCCCGUCGCGAGUUGCCCCAAUUUUUUCCCCAAUCCGAUCCGUCCUAGACCCGAAAUAGCGCUCGCUCUUGGAAAUAGCGCUCGCUCUUGACGGACCGCUUCUUUACUUCCUUGUGAAGGCGGAGGCGGAGGCUUGGGGUUGAGUGAAUUUUUCAACAAUAACCCCCACAAGCAAGCUGGGGUGAGGAAUGAGACAGUCCAAAAGUCAGGCAGGGUUCACGGACAUAGUACCACUUUUUUUUUUUCCCGGGUUACGAAGCAGGUACCAGGCUGCUUUUUGAGUGAGAACUCGUGUUGGGAUUGUUUUCGCCCCCCCCCCCCAAUUCCCUUUCCCUUCCCCCCCUCAGCUUCCAAGGCCCACCCCAGGUCUCUUGCUUCCACGUGAUGGAUCCCUUUACUCCAAAAGGUGCCGUAUAUACCCUGCUUCCAUUUUUCCUCCCCCCCAGCGCGCGCCUAUUUUGUUUCGUUAGGCCUGUGAGAGCUAAUCUCUAGGUCUGAUAUCCCUUAUUAGCCGGCUAUGGUCAUUAUCUCGCGCAUUCGUUCGUCGGUGUACCGCAAGUCACUCGUCUGGACGAGCACCGGGUACUGAAAGAGAGCCGCCAUGACCGCCGCGAAAUCGACACCAUGCAAUUUAUUGCAGCAAACACAACCAUCCCCGUGCCGAAAAUCUACAACACAAAGUUCGACAAGGAGAAACAUAUCUCCUACAUCGUGAUGGAAUACAUAGACGGCGAACCCCUGAACAAAGCCUGGAUAAACCUAACCCAGGACCAGAAAGUCUCCACCUGCAACCAGCUAGUCGAUUACCUCACCCAGCUCCAAAUGUUGACAGGUGAGCGCAUUGAAGCUGUGAACAGCUCUACUGUGCGCGUUGGCCUAUACGAAUCCCGCUGGGGCGGGCCCUUCGACAGCGAAAAGGAAUUCAACGACUUCCUCGCCCAGGGCCUGCAGCAGCACAACCUAACGGACAACCACGCCAUCCAUUUCGCACACGGCAAUCUCAGCCCCCGGAAUAUCAUGGUCAACAAGUGCGGCCGCAUCACUGCCAUUCUGGACUGGGAGUGGGCCGGCUGGUUCCCGCAGUACUGGGAUGUUGUCCGCAUGCUCGUGGAUAUCCCGGGCAAGAGGCAGAUGCCAGAUUAUGCGGAGCAUCUUCGGGCCACGUUACCGUACUUGUAUAAGGAGGAGUACUCGGCAAUGCUGGAUGUGUUUCGGGGGAGAUCUUCGGGCCCUCAUGGGGGAAUGCCUGCUCAUGCCACGUCUCGUUCCAGGUGAUAUCGGCCCCACCCCCCUUCUCCUGGUUUUCAUUCUUUAAUGUGAUCAUGAUGUGCGCACCUGAGCUGUGGGAAGGCUAGGCCUUGUAGGUUAUUUAUUAAUUAAAACCCCUUUUUGUGCAUGAAGAUGGCUUCUGGUUUUUUUUUUGUGUGGGUGGUUGAUCUGUUGCAUCACUGCGUUGACUUAUCGAGGAAACUGCAUGUUCUCCUCUCUUACGAUCUCUGCUGUUCGCACUGCGAUUUUGAUGCUGUGAGGAUUGAGUGGCGUUAGGAUAUUUUACUCGAUUUCAUGAUUAUAUGAUAGCUAAAAAUAAUUUUGUUCAAGAUA